UGGAUCAGCACAAGCAGGGGAAAGUUGACACUGAGGUUGUGUGACCUCAGUUUUUGUAUACACUUAAGACUGAAGGUCGCCUCGUGUAACAAAGCUUUUCUGCUGCAAAUAUUUCAGGUCAGGGGAAGACACAGGCGGCAGUGACUUCACCUUUAUCUGGGAAGUAACAGAAAUCUGUAAAAGAAGCCCAGGCUGCUGGACCCUCCUGACUGAUGGGUGUGGACAAAGACAUUUCACACCCGUCUGAUUGUGCAACGGGACGAUAUCAAGACUUUCUCCAACUGCAGCAGGCACUCAAAGACAAUCAGGAUGGACCCGUCCAACCAGAAGCACUUCACUGUGGCAGACUAUGUGAUAUUUGCCAUCUUGUUGGCUGCCUCGAUGGGCAUCGGGCUGUACUACGCUCUGUCUGGUGGCCGUCAGCGCACCACACAGGAGUUCUUGUUGGCAGACAGGAAUAUGCACUGUCUUCCUGUUUCUCUCUCACUCAUCGCCUCAUUCCAGUCGGCCGUGGCUAUCAUCGGCGUACCGGCAGAGAUCUACACUCACGGUACUCAGUACUGGUUCAUCGGCUGCGCUUACAUUCUCGGCCUCUUCAUUCCAGCUCAUGUUUUCAUUCCAGUGUUUUACAGAUUGCGGCUUUCCAGCGCUUACGAGUAUCUUGAACUGCGAUUCAAUAAAGCUGUGCGCAUCUGUGGAACUCUGACCUUCAUCUUUCAGACGGUGAUCUAUAUGGGAGUUUGUGUGUAUACUCCUGCCUUUGCACUGAAUGCAGUUACUGGAUUUGAGUUAUGGGGAGCAGUGCUGGCCACUGGAUUGGUAUGCACAUUGUACACAACAAUGGGUGGGUUGAAGGCUGUCAUCUGGACAGACGUCUUUCAGACUGUUGUGAUGUUUGCAGGGCAGCUGGCCGUCAUUGUGGUGGGAAUACAGAAAACUGGAGGCGUGUCUGAAGUCUGGAGGAAAGCCCAGGAGGGAAACCGCAUCGCUGGUCUCGACUUAAAUCCAGAUCCUACAGAGAGACAUACCUUCUGGACUCUGGGCGUUGGCGGGAUCUUCCUCAUGCUGUCCCUUUAUGGAGUGAACCAGUCUCAGGUCCAAAGAUACAUCAGCGCCCGCACAGAGAAAGAGGCUGUCAGGUCUUGCUACAUGGUGUUUCCCUCCCUGCAGCUGGCUCUGGCUAUGAGCUGUGUGAUGGGACUGGUCAUGUUUGCACGUUACUGCGGGGAGGAUCACUCCGAUAAGUUGGGCACCUCUUCCAGGGAUGCAAUGGUGAUAUACUUUGUGAUGGAUAUGUUACAAGGUCUGCCUGGGUUGCCCGGACUCUUUGUUGCAUGUUUAUUCAGUGCAGCUCUCAGCACCAUCUCCUCUGCCUUUAACUCUCUGGCCACAGUGACGAUGGAGGACCUCAUCAAACCGCACUUCCCAGCUAUGACAGAAGCCAGAGCGACCCUGCUGUCCAAAGCCUUAGCGAUGUCCUACGGGCUUCUGUGUCUGGCCAUGGCCUAUCUAACUCACCUAAUGGGUGAUUCGGUUCUUCAGGUGGCCUUGAAAAUCUUCGGGAUGGUCGGCGGUCCUAUUCUCGGGGUGUUUUGUCUCGGGAUGUUCUUUCCGUGGGCCAACUCCACUGGCGCGGUGGCAGGUUUGGGGGCAGGUCUGGCUGUGGCUUUUUGGGUGGGAAUCGGGAGCAUCAUCACUCGUAGCUCCGGCGCUAGACUGCUGCCACCCGACUGUAGAGCCAUGCUUCUGUCGGACAACACGACCGCCGUCAUUCAGACCGCCCUCAGCAACGUCACGCUGAGCUCGCCGUCUGGACUGAAGAGAUUUUAUUCAUUGUCCUACAUGUGGUACAGCGGAUUCAACUGCUGCACAGUCAUUAUAGUCGGACUGAUCAUCAGUUUUCUCACAGGUCCUAUGAAAGAAGAGGAUGUGGCACCGGGCACGCUUUAUCCUUUGUUGGGGAAACUGCUGUUUUUUCUACCUGAGCGCCUCAAAAAGAAGCUGUGCUGCUGUGUGACUCCUCAGAGACAGACUCUCUCACCACAACAACAGCAGCCUCCACAACACAAGCAAAGCAACGGACUGACCGGGUCAUCACAGGAGGAGACGGACAGUUUCCUCCCUGACGGUCACACACCUUUUGUGGAGCAUGAAACAGCUGUUUGAUAUCACAGGCUGUAUAUAUAACGGUUCAACAUUUUGCACUUGGAAUAAAAGAUGUACACUUUUUUUUUAUUAUUAUUAUUACUUUUGUUGCCUUUUGUUUUGUGAUGAAGAACUUCAGAUUCAAAACUAGAUCAAGGCUAAACAUCCUUCAGUCAGCACUAGAGGUUUUUUCUUUACCUUCUGACUUCAUGAAAAGACUGAAUGCUGCUGAGCUUAAUAAUGCUUUACAGAAAGUCAUGUUUGGUUUUGCAUGUUUCUGUAUACACGUAAAGGAAUACUGCACUAUACUGUUGAAUAUCCUGUUAAUGGAGAAUGUUUUAUACCUGUUUACAUAUUUGACUACUGUUUAGCACUACUGCAGACGUAUGGAUGGUCGUUGGUCAUACUCUUAUGAGAUGAUGGUGCCUCGCUUUUUAAAGAAUGUACUUGUGAAUUUUGUUGAUCCAAAAACACUUUUUAGGGUUUUUUAGGUACUUUUUGCAUUUUUUUGUUGUCAUAUCUUAAGUUUUGUACAACUGGUAAAAUAAUGAAAAUCAAAGUAGUUUUUACUGUUGAACUAACUAUUGUUUAAAAGGUCAAUAAUUAACACUCAAUUAAAUCA
Molecule: messenger RNA, 2767 nt
Organism: Scomber japonicus (chub mackerel)
Lineage: Eukaryota; Metazoa; Chordata; Actinopteri; Scombriformes; Scombridae
Gene: slc5a6b
Product: solute carrier family 5 member 6
Exons: 16
Coding region: 310-2166 (618 amino acids)
Biological process (GO): biotin transport; sodium ion transport; pantothenate transmembrane transport
Cellular component (GO): membrane
Molecular function (GO): sodium-dependent multivitamin transmembrane transporter activity
Source: RefSeq, a predicted model, not a curated record